CUGCUGCUGGCUCAUAUUGCUGCUUAAAACAUCUCUCUGCGUUGAACGUCAUCUUCAUCUCUUUCUACACCUUCUAACCACACAUCUUCCCUACUACGAUUCAUAAUGCCUGACCUUCCUCAGACACACCCUGAAGUCACAUGGGCUCAGCGCUCCUCGAGCACUGAUGCCGAGCGCAACUACCUCUACGUGGAUAUCAAGGCUCCCGAUGUUGCCAAGUCUGCUGCAGACCUGAAGAUCACUUCGAAAAAUGUCUCGUUCACUGGUGAAUCCAAGAAGGGUGUGAAGUACCACGUGUCGCUCGACUUGUACGCCGAGAUCGACCCUGAGAACAGCAAAGUGAACCACAACGACCGUGAAGUUGAGCUGGUCCUGCGCAAGAAGGAGCUGAAGGAAGAAUUCUGGCCUCGUCUGCUGGAGGUUAAGCAGAGAGUUCACUUCUUGAAGACUGACUUUGACAAGUGGGUCGACGAGGAUGAACAGGACGAAGUCCCUGACGAGGACUAUGCGAACAACUUCGGUGACUUCGGCGGUGGUGAAGGUGGUCCCGGCGGUCCUGGUGGUCCUGGUGGCCUUGGAAACAUUGACUUCUCGAAGCUGGGUGGUCUUGACCCCAGUGCACUUGGUGGCCUUGACCCCAGUGCACUUGCCGGACUUGGUGGACAGCUUGGCGGAGAGGAGGGCGAAGGUGCUGAGGGUGAAGAGGAGGAAGAUAUGCCCGAGCUCGAACCCGCCGACGACAAGGGCGAGGCCAAGAGCACCAAGAUCCAGGAGGUCUCAUAAUUUCCUUCGUUCCCGUCCUUUUGCUGUACCUGAA
Aspergillus glaucus CBS 516.65 is the source of this 817-nucleotide messenger RNA. It is a transcript of the gene wos2, whose product is annotated as Hsp90 cochaperone SBA1. The coding region runs from base 106 to 783 and encodes 225 amino acids. Gene Ontology annotation, cellular component: nucleus; cytosol. The record is from RefSeq and is a predicted model, not a curated record. The transcript is spliced from 4 exons. Gene Ontology annotation, molecular function: Hsp90 protein binding; protein-folding chaperone binding. Gene Ontology annotation, biological process: chaperone-mediated protein complex assembly; protein folding. NCBI's taxonomy places the organism in Eukaryota, Fungi, Ascomycota, Eurotiomycetes, Eurotiales, Aspergillaceae.